AUGGUUUGUGAGGUCGGUUCGGCGGUCAUGGACAUGAGCGGCGAGGGCGGCGGAGGUGGCGCGGGCGCGUUGCAGCAGCGCUGGUACGACAGCCGCGUGAACGGCAGCCCGGCCGCCGGCGACGUCGGCUCAGAGACUAACGGGGACUUCUUCCACUCGCCGCUGGAGGGCGGGCACCACAGCCGCGCCCGCUACUACCAUCAGCAAAUGCACGCCCCUUAUUCUACGGCAGUCGGCUCUCACGGUCGAACGUUAAGCAGCGGCAGCGGGCAAGUGUGCAGGCCGCACUUCCACACGCCGUUGCAUCCUUGGCUCGAUUCGAAAGCCUUGGGUAGCGGCGCAUGGGGUAGCGGCUUUCAACAGGACGCAGCACCCUCUGAUAAACCUUUAUCUCCUGCCCAGCAUCCUCAUCCCCAUCCCUUAUUUUCCUUCCCUCCUACGCCACCGAAGGAUUCCACUCCCGACUCCGUCGCUGCGGCGGCACUCGGACAACAAGACUACCAAGCGGCCGUCGCACAUGCAACGGCUAUGAGCGUCGCGUUCAUGCAGCAGCAGGAACUACCGCUCUGUGACGUGAAGCCCAUGAUGGGCGCACCCCCCGCGAAGCAAAGAGAAGGUGCGCAGCCAGACUCGUGUCCCCAGGAGAGUCAGCCCUCUGGGGAAUACAACCCUCAAUACAACGCCGCCGCCGGCGACUACUACAACUACCAAGGGAAGGGUUAUAGUGGGCAGCAGCAGAGUAAACCGCGACCGAACAAGACGCGAACUAGCGCCGAGGGUCGGGAGUGCGUGAACUGUGGAGCGACAAGCACGCCACUGUGGCGGCGUGACGGCACCGGCCACUACCUAUGCAAUGCCUGUGGACUCUACUACAAGAUGAACGGCCAAAACCGACCUCUCAUCAAGCCCAAGCGGAGACUGUCGCUACAAAGUGCAGCAAGACGAGCUGGCACGUCGUGUGCGAAUUGCAAGACAACGACCACGACACUCUGGCGGCGCAACCAGAAUGGAGAACCAGUGUGCAACGCGUGUGGACUCUACUAUAAACUACAUAAUGUAAACCGGCCGUUAACAAUGAAAAAAGAAGGUAUUCAAACGCGAAACCGGAAAUUGAGUAGUAAAAGUAAGAAAAAGAAGGGAGGAAUGGGUAUGGGUGGUGGAGGCGCAUGUGCAUUAGCCCUCGGCGGAGUCAUGGGAGACAUGAUCAAACCUCUAGGAGAUGCCACUAAAGGUUUUGGUGGUUCUGCUUUCCCUUCAGCAAUGGAUUUCGGUCAACACCAAGUAGGUCUAGUGCACCCUGCGGCAGCGCACAUGUCGCACUGGUACGGCGCCCCCCAUCAGGGCUUCGCGCCCCCUCCUACUUCACACAACCCCUAUCAUCACCACCAUCUCGCGCAACUCAACUCUAUGACGGGUUGGAGGAGCGAGUACACG
Messenger RNA from Brenthis ino (lesser marbled fritillary), 1434 nucleotides. The record is from the annotation of a GenBank genome assembly. Lineage: Eukaryota; Metazoa; Arthropoda; Insecta; Lepidoptera; Nymphalidae.